GCAUUGAGAUUUGUGGCAUUGUAUUUGAUUCUUUCACCGUUUGACAAUGAACAAUCUGAUAUGAUUCAUAGAGUGAAGGAGGACAGACUGCUCAAUGAGAUGCCAAAAUACAAAGAGCUAUUAAAGCAGUUCACUACACAUGAAGUGAUUCAGUGGAAGCCAUUUUGUCAACAGUAUGAGUCCGAGUUGAAGCUUGGCUCAGCAGGAAAUCCACCCACUCAUGUAUUCAACACAAAGCUAGAGGGAGGAGCUAAAAGAUGGGUGGAUCUUAAAAAUAGAGUUGUUGAACAUAAUAUAAGGGUAAUGGCAAAAUACUACACAAGAAUACGUAUGAAGAGAAUGGGAGAGCUGUUAGACCUUACUGAAGCUGAGAUAGAAGAGUUUUUGUCAAACCUCGUUGUGAACAAGACGAUACAGGCAAAGAUUGACAGACUGGAGGGAAUUGUUAAUUUCACACAGCAGAAAGACCCCAAUGAUAUUCUCAAUGACUGGUCAUUUAAUAUAAACACUUUAAUGUCACUAGUUAAUAAGACCAAUCAUCUCAUUACAAAGGAAGAAAUGGUUCACAAAUUAGCCUAGUUCAUAAACUGGCAAAAUAUCACAAGUUUCUCUCUACAAGAUGAUUUUAUUUAACAUACCACAAGUGACAAGCUACAGUUAUUGAGUAUAGAAGACUUUAAUGUUUAUUUUUGUCCGAUGAAAAUGUCGGCAGUUAAAUUUCUAUGACAAAUGUGGAUUUUUGACUAAAUUGUUCACAUUUCAAGCUUCUUUAUAUAGCCACAAUCUUUGAAUACAAAGGCUUAUUGUGCAUAAGCUGACACCAGUCUUCUUCUAAUCUUAAAAGUUUAAAAUGAUUCAAGAGGUACAAAGUUAUUCUUUUUUUAUGCACUUUUCAUUUAAACUAAGUAACAGAGACAAAUAUUACUAAAACUCUCUUUAGAUAUGAUUGAUCGUAAGAAUUGUUCCGUUUCUGAUAGUUUUAUGAUAUGUUGUCAGUUAUAGGUAUACACCCUUUAAUUUAGUUAGUUGGGUAAUUCAAACUUGUGAAGAGUUGUCCUUAAUAUAUUUUUUACAGUUAAAGAAGUGAAAAUAAAUCAUAUUUUUCUCUUUGCUUAAAAAAAAUGUUUUUUUCUCUAUUGAAUCUAUAACAUGUGAAACAAUAUUCGUGUUCAGCUUGAACCCAUGUGAAAAAAAGUACUACAUUAUUGUGCUAUUUUAUUUUCAUAACUAGAUUUGAUACUUUAAAGAAUUUUGAAUAAAUUCUGAAACAAAACCUAUGUAUUUAUAUGUUGAAUUAUAAACGACUGUGACUAAGUGAUAAAAAUAUGCUAUUCAUGGAUGAUGAAAGAAUUUCUCAUGGCAUUAAUGCUUCACAUAAUUAUUUAAGUCAAUAAACAUUUUGAUACAAA
Messenger RNA from Ruditapes philippinarum (Manila clam), 1409 nucleotides. Its product is annotated as 26S proteasome non-ATPase regulatory subunit 12-like. NCBI's taxonomy places the organism in Eukaryota, Metazoa, Mollusca, Bivalvia, Venerida, Veneridae. Gene Ontology annotation, cellular component: cytoplasm; nuclear proteasome complex; proteasome regulatory particle, lid subcomplex. The record is from RefSeq and is a predicted model, not a curated record.